AUGGGUGAUGCAGCAGCAGAAUUGGUUGAAUACACUGCUGAUGUCAUCAAUGAUGCAAGCCCUGAUGAUGUCAGCCAUGAUGCAAGCCCUGAUGAUGUCAGCCAUGAUGCAAGCCCUGAUGAUGUCAGCCAUGAUGCAAGCCGUGAUGAUGUCAGCCAUGAUGCAAGCCCUAAUGUUGUCAGCCAUGAUGUAAGCCCUGAUGAUGUCAGCCAUGAUGUAAGCCCUGAUGAUGUCAGCUGGUGGGAAGAGAAUUUUAUUGAUGUCCAUAUUCUUGACCUGGGUGAACAAUUCGUGCACUGUCGUAUCACUAGUAAAGCUGUCAAUGAAUCUAUUAUUGUUACUGUUGUUUAUGGUGCAACUGAGGUGAUUGACCGUUGGAUUUUGUGGACUACACUGGAAACACUCGCUCAGCAGUGCUCAGAUGUCCCGUGGUUGGUGGGAGGGGACUUUAAUGCAGUACGAGACCUUAAUGAGAGCAUUUGGCAUCAUGAGGUUGUUGGUAUACCUAUGUAUGCCGUGACACGUAAACUGAAGGCACUUAAACCGGUCUUCCGACUACAGAGGAGGAAUAAGGGGGAUUUGACGCUGAAUGUCCAAUUAGCCAAAGGUUUUCUCGAUGAGGCACAACAAUUGAUCAAUGAUGAGAAUGGUACCACACACACGGAUCAAGGGGAGGUCGCCCAUGAGUUUGUCUCAUACUAUCAGAACCUUUUAGGAGGUACCAGACGACGGUUGACAGUGGAUAUUCGAUACCUUAGACCAUGGGCGAGGCACUGUAUUACUGAUGAGGAAGCGAGCCACUUACUCCUACCAAUAUCGCCGAAUGAUGUGAAGCAAGCAGUGUUUGAUAUCGCUGAAGACAAGGCGCCGGGACCUGAUGGUUACUUGUUAGGGUUUUUUAAGGCGGCUUGGCCUGUGAUAGGGGAAGAAGUAACGAGGGCGGUUCUGGAUUUUUUUUCCACCGAAAAACUACUGAAACAGAUCAACUCCACAAUUUUGGCUCUAAUACCAAAGAGACUUAGUGUUUUGCUAGACAAGAUUAUUAGCCCCUGUCAGACAGCUUUUAUUCCGGGAAGAAGCAUUGGGGACAAUAUUUAUGCUAGCCCAGGAACUAUUCUCGGGCUAUAA
Molecule: messenger RNA, 1128 nt
Organism: Sesamum indicum (sesame)
Lineage: Eukaryota; Viridiplantae; Streptophyta; Magnoliopsida; Lamiales; Pedaliaceae
Source: RefSeq, a predicted model, not a curated record